AUGGCUUACAUUCUUUUGUAUGUGGAUGAUAUUAUUUUAACCGCUUCUUCUGAGACACUUCAGCAAUGUAUAACAGCUCUUCUCAAUGCUGAAUUUGCUAUGAAAGACUUGGGCCCCUUGUCUAAUUUCUUGGAUAUUGCUGUCACUCGUCAUAAAAAUGGUCUCUUUCUUUCACAACACAAAUAUGCUGAAGAAAUCAUUGAACAUGCUGGCAUGUCCUCCUAUAAACCUUCUUUUACUCAGAUUGACACCAAAGCGAAGCUGAGCUCCUCGUCCGAUACUCCCUGUGUUGACCUUUCUCACUAUCGCAUUUUGGUAGGUGCUCUACAAUAUCUCACAUUUACAAGACCAAACAUUUCUUAUGCAGUUCAGUAA
Messenger RNA from Beta vulgaris subsp. vulgaris (sugar beet), 375 nucleotides. RefSeq lists its product as uncharacterized. NCBI's taxonomy places the organism in Eukaryota, Viridiplantae, Streptophyta, Magnoliopsida, Caryophyllales, Amaranthaceae. The coding region runs from base 1 to 375 and encodes 124 amino acids. The record is from RefSeq and is a predicted model, not a curated record. The transcript has a single exon.